Dromaius novaehollandiae (emu) is the source of this 2901-nucleotide messenger RNA. It is a transcript of the gene RPS6KL1, whose product is annotated as ribosomal protein S6 kinase like 1. The record is from RefSeq and is a predicted model, not a curated record. Lineage: Eukaryota; Metazoa; Chordata; Aves; Casuariiformes; Dromaiidae. Gene Ontology annotation, biological process: protein phosphorylation. The coding region runs from base 225 to 2225 and encodes 666 amino acids. The transcript is spliced from 11 exons. Gene Ontology annotation, molecular function: protein kinase activity; ATP binding.
CAGCGCGCCCGCGGCGUCCCCGCCGCACUGGGCGCGCGGCGCGGCGGCGGCACGCUGGUCCCGCCGCGCGCCCCCGGCGCCGCCCGCUCCGUCGCCCCUCGCGGCCGCUCCCGGGCAGCGCCCCGCCGCCGGGCCGGGGGGAGGAGGAGGAGGAUGCUGGCGGGAGGGCUCCCUCAGGGCGGCGGGGGCCGAGCCGGCGCGGGCGCCCAGGACGCGGCGGGGCCAUGAGCAGGCCGUGCCGAGAGCGGCCGGCGGCGCUGGACGCGGAGCCGUGCUCGCGGACGCUGGCGCAGGCCCGCGUCUACCUGGAGCAGCUGCGGGGCCGCGUGUCCCCGGGGGGCCCCGAGGGCCCCGGCGCCGGGCGGCGGGACUACCUGGUGGAAGCGGCGCGGCAGCUGCGCCUGGCGCUGGAGCGGGACGUGAGCGAGGACUACGAGGAGGCCUUCAACCACUACCAGAACGGCGUGGACGUGCUGCUCCGCGGCGUCCAGGUUGACCCCAAUAAGGAGCGGCGUGAGGCUGUGAAACGGAAGAUAACGCAGUACCUGAAGCGCGCGGAGGAGAUCUUCAACUGCCACCUCCAGCGGACUUUGGGGAAUGGCAGCCCCACAGACACGGGUUACAGCAGCCUUCGCUUCCGGCCAGUCAGGACGCUAAGCUCGGCAGUGGAGAACCUGAGACGGUGUAAGGUUGUGGGAGUGAUUGAUAAGGUGCAGAUAGUCCAGGAUCCAGCCACCGGUGGGACCUUCAUACUUAAGAGCCUCCCCAAAUCCCAUAUUGAGACUCGUGAGCGGCAGACCAUCAUUCCCCAUGGAGUCCCCUUCAUGGUCAGGCUGCUGUGCUACUACGUGAGUGAGGACUCCAUCUUCCUCCACCUGGAGCACGUGCAGGGGGAGAUGCUGUGGUCUCACCUCCGCUCCAAGUAUUGUGUCCAGCAGGGCUCCUCUGAUGGCUCUGGUUCCCUGCAUUCAAAGCACAUUCCAACCCUGAGGGACCGUGGCAGAGAGGAGGCAGUGGGAAGCUUCCGUGGGAGCGGUCGAGACUGCAUCUUCUCUGCUCGGACAGGCAGUGGCCCCCUGGGCUCUGCGAACCACCACCUGUUGGGAAACACUGACCUCUCUCCCCUUCGGGAGGAGUCCCCUGACAGCACAGACCCCAGACCUGGGAGUCGCUGCCGGCUUCUCUUGGCUCCUGCUGGCAGCACAAAGGCUGCAGCUGGAGGGCAGGGUUUAAGUGUGGUGCAGGCUCUGCCUGGCAUCAUGGACCAUGUUCUAGCAGCAUCAACCAAAGGCCCCAGCCACUUCAACGACCAGGGUCUGGUCCUGUACCCCCAGGACUCUCUGACCAGCAGCAAGGCUGUGGGCAGCAUAUCACAGAGAGCAGCUUCCCGGCAGGAUCCCAGGCCACUUGCUGGUGAAAGGCUUCCCCAGAUGCCUGCCCAUAUGCCAAAGACUGUGACUGGAGGCCAUCCAGGAAAGGGGGAGUCUCAGCCUCAUCAAGUGUCUGAGGCCUGCUGGGCUCAGUCCCUCCUGGCUUCCUCAGGACAGAGGCAGCUUUGUGCAGGAAUUGCCAUGCACAGUUCUGGCAGGCCCUGUGGGCCUGACCCUGGGAUGCAGGAGCCCCUGUGGGGAGCAAGCGUGACCAGUGGCCCACUCAGAGAGGAGCCAGUAUCAGGACUGUGCAGGUCUCUGGCUCCCUGUGGGCAUAACCAGAGAGCCUGGGCUGUGAAGGAGGAGCAAGUCCAGCUGUGGGCAGCAGAAAUCCUCUUGGCCUUAGAGGGACUUCACCAACAGGGUGUAUUGUGCCGGGACCUCAACCCCAGGAACCUGCUGCUUGAUACGGCUGGUCAUGUCCGUCUUACCUUCUUUGGCCAGUGGACAGAGGUGGAGCCACAGUGCUGCAGCCAAGCUCUGGAGGAGCUCUACAGUGCCCCAGAAGCAGGGGGCAUUUCUGAGCUGACUGAAGCUGCUGACUGCUGGAGCUUUGGGUCUCUGUUGUAUGAGCUGCUGACAGGAGUGCCCCUGUCCCAAAAUCACCCUUCAGGGAUUCAACCUCACACCCAGCUCCACCUGCCAGAGGGACUCAGUCCAGCAGCUGCAUCACUGCUCACUGAGCUCCUGCAGUAUAGCCCUAAGCGGCGUUUGGGCUCAGGAGGAGGUGGAAUUGCGAAGCUGAAGUCCCACUCCUUCUUCAGCACUGUCCAGUGGAACAAGCUGGUGGGCUAGGCAGGCUGGGGUGGGAGCGGAGCAGGGCCAGGGCUUCUGUGACCCUUCCUGCGGGGUGCAGGGUAGCUACUCCCUGGAACUUGUGAACCCACGUGGCACUGGCAGCUCUGCCUGCUGGGGGAGGUUUGCCUGCAAGGGCUGCCCUGGGGUGGGGGGGGUGGGGGGGUGCGCAGCGCAUGAGGUUUUGCAGCCUUAGAUGUUCUUCUGUCUCUGCUUGCACUUCUGUCAGUGUCUCUGAGCGAGCAGGCUGUGGUCUGGGACAGGCGCUCUCUUACACUGGGUUCUUCAUGGUGGGAAAGGGGUCCCACACCCUGAGCCUUAGGUACACCAACCUUCCCGACCCCCAGGGAGAGGCCAUGCUCCCCUUCUGGGGCUUCCUGUCAGGCACCAGUGUCCCUUCCUCUGCUUAGCUCUGUGCUGUGGGAUUCCCUCCCUGAGGUUUUUAUCUCUGCUGUUACCCGAGUUGAUCUCCCCCAUUACUUUUUGUGGCUUCCAAGUGCGUUUCCUCUGGGCCCUGCUGGCUAGUGCCCAGGCCUGUCUUUUGUGCCAUUCACUGGCUGCAUGUGUGUGGAUAAUGCCUGCUGCAGGGAGCUGGGGUGGGAGGGGAUGGAGCCCCCCCCCGUCUUUUCUUGGUGGCUGUUUGAAAAGAAUAAACCACUUGUCAUUGCUUGCAGAA